This is a messenger RNA of Funneliformis geosporum, 452 nucleotides long. Lineage: Eukaryota; Fungi; Glomeromycota; Glomeromycetes; Glomerales; Glomeraceae. The record is from the annotation of a GenBank genome assembly.
AUGACUAUUUCACAAAAUCAAGAAUUAUCUCAAUCAAAUGCAAUCAGUUCCGUAAAUAACUCAUCAAGUCUAAUUAUCAAUUGGAAUCAAAAUGAUGAAGUAAUAGAAAAUAAUAUAGGAAAAGCCUUUUAUUCAUAUCAAAAAACUGAAAAAGCUGCGAAACAUGGAUAUAUUGAAGAAGAACAAUUUAUACUUGCAAAUAUACUUGCUGAUUUGUAUUAUAAUUGUGAUGAAGGAACAGAAAAGUAUUUAGAACAAUCUUAUUAUUGGUAUAAAAAAGCAGCCGAAAAUGGAUAUAAUUUGGCACAAUAUAAACUUGCUAAUCUUUGUCCUCCAAGUGUUUCAAAAUUUUGCACAAGUGUCGGUGAUAUUUUUUCGAACGAUAUCAUCAACAAUACUUUACCUGACCUGAUGGCCACACGGGCAUCAGAUGGAGACCCUGCCCAGUUACG